GUAGUCCACCUCUACAGCAUGCAAAUUACCGAGCAACUCCAAUAUUUCGCAGAUUGGUUAACUACACAGAGAGCGCGGCGCAGCGCGAGAGCAGGGCACGGCACGCGCUGUCACUGUAUUUUUAUUUUAUUUUAAGUUGACCGUAGAAGCAUAAUUAGAAAAAAGAGAGAUGAAAGAAUAGCCCCGCUUUAAUGGCAACAAUGUUUUAACACUGUCGCCUCGAACCUGCAACUUAAUCCUAAUUGACUGUGGAGAGACUGGAAGGAGGAAGGCUGCGGGCUGCUCAUCAUCCCGGGACCGGAGUGAAACCUCACCGCAAAGGCUCCUGGUGUAUCGGAAUAAUUAAGAGUGUGUGUGUGAGUGUGUAUGAGGAACCGCAAAGGAAAAGGGAGAGGACUGAGGGAACCUGUGAAGUUUUCUAGUGUGUCAGCCUGUUUUAUAAGGAGCUUGGUGGACCGUAGAGAAACUGUUAGCCUGCGCGUCCCCCCUCUCCUCUUUUUAAAGGUGGUGGGUUACCCGCAUUAACUGAUGGACCAAGUACAGUGAAAUUUGGACUUAAACAUCGUCUUUCUUCAACAGUUUUGUCCGAUUUCUCAGGCCGAAAUGCCGCCCUGUGUCAUUUUCAUCGGCUUGUUUCUCGCUGCGGUCCAAUCCCAAGAUAUCCAUCCCUCAGAGGCAUCAUCCUCCAUUAGUGAGUCUUGUGACUCCUUGUGCUCCUGCGAGAGAAAAGACGGCAUCUUUCAUCUUAACUGCGAGCAGAGAAACAUCAGCAAAAUCUCCCAAAUCAAAGUCCCAGCAGGUGUGCCCUUCCACCUGAACCUUUACAAGAAUGACUUGGUUGAGCUCCGUGCUGAGGAAAUGGAAGGGCUUAAGAGUGCCCUUUCACUGCACAUCGGGGGUAAUAGUAUACAAGAGCUGGAGCCAGGGGUCUUUAGCACUCUCGGAUCGCUGAAAAAACUCCAUAUAAAUAGCAAUUUCCUCGUCACACUGAAAGAGGACACUUUUCAAGGCCUGGUGAAUUUGGAAUUUCUCCAAGCUGACACAAAUUUCAUACGGGUCAUCGAGCCAGGGGCCUUCAACAAACUGAUCCGCCUCAAGGUCCUCAUCCUCAAUGACAAUUCCAUCGAGUUUUUACCCAGCAACAUUUUCCGUUUUGUACCACUCACCCACCUGGACCUACGUGGCAACAAGCUCCAGACACUGCCCUAUGUCGGCUUUUUGGAGCAUAUCGGGCGCAUAAUGGAACUCCUCCUGGAAGACAAUGACUGGGUCUGUAACUGUGACAUUUUACAUUUAAAAAUCUGGAUGGAGAAUAUGAGAGCCCAAUCAUCAAUCAGCGAUGUGAUCUGCACCACACCACAUGACCUCAAGGGGUCCAUUCUGGCAAAGGUGAAGCGGGACAUCCUCUGUCCAUCCCACGCCAAUAUUCCCUUAGAGGAGCCGUCAAAAUCACUGGAUAUGGUUGUUACUCCCUCAUCCAAAGUAGCUCAGAUUCCCAAGUUGGUCAAUGCCAAGGAUGACGGCAGAAUCCCGACAGCAUCUCACAUUCCCAGCAGUCCUUGUGUGGAGCACUGUUCUUGUCACAAUCACCCCGUGGCUGGGUUUUUGAUGCAUUGUCAAGACCGAGGAAUUCAAAAGGUGUCAGAUAUUGGAAUACUUAAGGAAAGCCCAACUAAGCUCGUUAUGACGGGAAAUAUGAUUCAGAAACUUCUGAAGUACGACUUUGUCACAUAUGAUAGUUUAGAAUUGCUCAACUUGGCGAACAACAGAAUCGAUUACAUUGAUAAUGAAACUUUCCUCAGCUUGAGCAGCUUGAAAAAGCUCUACUUAAAUGGCAACAGAAUUGAAAAGCUGUUCUCUACCAUGUUUGUAGGACUGCACAACCUUGAAUACCUAUAUCUGGAAUACAACCUCAUCAAAGAGAUUGCUCCAGGCACAUUUAAUCCCCUGCCAAACCUGAAGCUGCUGUCAUUAAAUAACAACCUGCUCAGCUCUCUUCCAGCGCAGAUAUUUCGCAACGUGCCUCUCGCCAAAUUAAACCUGAGAAAAAACCUGCUUAUGCACCUGCCAGUGAGCAACGUGCUCGAUCAACUCGACUCGCUGGAGCAGAUUUAUUUAGAGGACAACCCCUGGGACUGCAGCUGUGACUUGCUCAGCCUCAAACAAUGGGUAGAGAAACUGAGAAAGGACACAGUGGUGGGCUCCAUUUUGUGUCACAUGCCAAAGAAAGUGAUGCAGACCGACCUGAGAAGCCUUCAUCAUGAGGUGCUUUGUCCUGGUUUAGGGACCUACCACCCAUUGCCCUCAAAUGAAGAGAGUGUGACAGCCUCCCUGGGGCCCAACAGCGAUGACAGGAGUCUCCUCAUCUCACUCACAGACACCAUCCCACUGUCUGUGCUCAUUUUAAGCCUUCUUGUUUUUGUCCUCAUGGUUAUAUUCUGCUCGGCUGGGCUGGUGGUGUUCGUCGUGCAUCGGCGGCGGCGGAGGGCGAAGAAAAAAGCAGCAGAGGAGCAGCCGCGAGAAAACACCAGCGGUAGCUCCCCCAUUCACUUGCAUUACAGCAUGUAUGGGCAGAAAACCACUCACCACACUCUGACACAGAGGACGGGGUCCGCCACUCUGUACGAGGACAGGUCGCACAGUCCCAUCGUGCAGAUCUGCCGCAACCCCACCUACUGCUCUCAGCACAAGGAGCACGACGCCGAUAUGGAUUAUAACCUCGACGAGCCCAGCUCCAAGCAUCACCUCUGCCGGAGCAUCAUGGAGAAGGAGAACACAUCGCCCCUCACGGGAAACCCCAGCUCAAAGUUCAGAUCCAUGCCCGGAGAGUGCCCCGCGGAGUUCGUCACUCUCAGCAACCCCAACUCCUUGUACAGGAACAUUCUGGAGAGGGAGAAGGAGCUGCAGCAGCUCGGAAUAACGGAAUACCUGAGGAAAAACAUGCCUCAGCUUCAGCCCACUGUAGACAUGCAGGUCCCAGGGCACCAGGAGGAGGUGAAACUAAUGGAGACGAUUAUGUACUCAAGACCGCACAAGGUCAUGCUUGAGCAAACAAAAAACGAGUACUUUGAACUCAAAGCUAACCUGCAUACUGAACCAGACUAUUUGGAAGUUCUGGAGCAUCAAACUGCAUUUAACUGAGCUUAUGAAGUUAUGAUAAAUAUACAUAUAUAUAUAUAUAUGUAUAUAUAUGAAAUGUUUGAUCUAAGUGCCUUGUCCUUUUUGCCCUCUUGUACUUUCCACAGUGUGAAAUAUAAAUAUAGAUAUAUGAUGGGCACAUCUCUUAAAUUGUAGCACAGAAUGUAAUUGGUUGACUCUUUUGUUACGUUUCAUCUGUUGACAGCCAUGUUAUGUAGCUGGUAAAAGGUGUCAUUAUUUAUGGCCAAAUGUAACUUAACCGCUUAAUCUCCACAGGACCACCGAGACGUCAUUUGAAAUGUAACAUCAUCUUCAAAGAUUCAGUUUGCUGUGGCCAAAACAAAACCCGAACCUAACCCUAGACGAGUGUGUGCUGUCUAGGGUUGAGUUCAGGAUUAGGGUUAAGGGGAACACACCAUUCACACACAGACUGUUAGAUGAAAACUACAGAGCAUCAGUUAAACAGCAUCAGCAUCUGCUUUCUGAAAAUACCCUAAACCCCGACCCUAAUACGAACCCUGUUGGAUGUUUAAGAGGUUAAAACUCACAGUCUGUUGAACAGACCUGUGUUGAAACCAACUUUUUUGGGGGUUUUUUAAUGAUUGAUUAAAUCUCUGCUGUGUUACUACAGCCAAAUGAAUCGAUCCACAUAGCACCCUCCCCAUCCCCCUCACGCUCCAACAUCCUGACGGAAUAAAGCAGAUGUUUGGGAAGAAGUGAGUGAAUUUCAAUCAUCACUUGACCCAGAAAUGCUGUUUAAUCAGUUUACCCUGACUCUGGGUAUGACCUGAUUACAUCCUCUGUCAAUCCAGCUGGAUUGCCGCAACCAGAAUGCUCAUUGUGCCGUAGAGUCAGCAAAUUGCCAACAUGUACAUAAAAAAAUAAAUAUUAAAAAAAAUACAGGGAUAGGAGUGCAGUUUGAAAGCUAUCCUUCUGUCAGUUAUUUGACACGACAUAGGAACUUUAUUUAUUUUUGUACAAGCUACUUCUUUAUUUCUUGAGUCAGUAAGUAGAGCACUUCAAGUAAAGUAUAUACACCACUGUAAUGUUGUAAAAAUGCAUUGCACUAAUCAAAUGCCAUAAGAUGGUGCAUGACAAUCAGAGUCCUGCUGAAAUUUUUUGUUUUGUUUUGGGUUUUUUUUAACCUUUUGUGGAAUAUCAUUGAUCUGUGUGUGUCUGAGUGUCUGUAUGUGAGACGUGUGCCACUAUUUUCUGUCUGACAACAGCAUUUGGGAACAUUGUUCGUUCCUCGUGCUCACAUUUAUUAACUUCCUGGAACGAAACAUUGCCCGAAAGCGAGUGAAGGUCCAGUUUUCCACAGACAGCCUGAUAGAAAACAGACUCCAGCCGACUUCUCUCUGUUUCCCAGCUCACGUUAUAAACAGCUGACGAGUUGGCGAGUGACAUGUGCAAUGUAGACAUUGUCGUUAUUCUGGAUUUAUACUAUUUGCUCUUCAUACUCUUGGAAACUCAACAUUUGGAACGGUUCAUGUAAGCACACACUCUGUAGCUUUUCUACUUAACUAGAGUUAAUUAUUUAUUCUGUAUAUUUUGUAUAUACUUAUGUUCCAUUAUAUCUAUUGUUUUUUUGUGUGCCUUCAGUGCUGUACAGACUAUAAACAGAACUUGUAAUUGAAAGAGGAAAUAAAGAAUUGCAGUAUA
Oreochromis niloticus (Nile tilapia) is the source of this 4800-nucleotide messenger RNA. RefSeq names its product SLIT and NTRK-like family, member 6 (gene slitrk6). Gene Ontology annotation, molecular function: protein binding. The record is from RefSeq and is a predicted model, not a curated record. NCBI's taxonomy places the organism in Eukaryota, Metazoa, Chordata, Actinopteri, Cichliformes, Cichlidae. The transcript has 2 exons. Bases 604 to 3141 code for a protein of 845 amino acids. Gene Ontology annotation, biological process: axonogenesis; positive regulation of synapse assembly.